AUGCGCCGCGGGCAGCCGAUCACCUUCUCCGUGUACUUCAACAAAGCGGCGUUCCAGACGGACCGGCGCUUCCCUGGACUGACCGUCUUGGGGGCAGCAGAGCCGGAGCCCGCCCUCGACAAAGGGAAAGCUCCUUCCGAGUCCCACUACACCCGGGCCGUCUUCGCCGUCUCCGGCGCCCUGGUCGCAGGCAGCUGGAGCGCUGUGGAAGUCUCCCGGGAGGCCAACUGCGUCAACUUCUCCAUCCUCAGCCCCCCGACGGCUCCCAUCGGGCGCUACAAGCUCAGCCUGCGGGUGGCCUGCGGGGACAAGGCGUACGCCUACCUCCUGGGAGAGUUCAUCCUGCUCUUCAACCCUUGGUGCUCAGGGGAUCCUGUCCACAUGGCCAAUGAGGCGGAAAGACAGGAGUACGUUCUGAACGAAAACGGAAUGAUGUUUGCGGGGAAUGCCAACUACAUCGAGGCGCGAGGGUGGUACCUUGGCCAGUUCCAACAGGGCAUCCUCAACCUCUGCCUUGUGCUUCUGGACCUGAGCCUCUACCAUCGCCAGGACCCGACCGGAGACGCGUCCCGCAGAAGUGACCCCAGAUACGUGGGCAGAGUGAUCAGCUCGAUGGUCAAUGGCAAUGACAACGACAACGGGGUGCUGGAGGGCAAGUGGAGCGAGUCCUUUGCUCACCACGAGAACCCUUCCAGGUGGAACGGGAGCACGGACAUCCUCAGGAUAUGGGCCCAGGGCAACUACCGGCCGGUCCAGUAUGGCCAGUGCUGGGUCUUUGCCGGAGUGGCAGGCACAGUGCUGAGGUGCCUGGGGAUCCCGACUCGCUUGGUGACCAACUUCAAUUCGGCCCAUGACGCCGACCACAACCUGAGCAUCGACAAGUACUACGAUCCCUCUGGGAAAAGCCUCAAGAUGGGGCAGGAUUCUGUCUGGGAUUACCAUGUCUGGAACGAAUGCUGGUUUGUCCGGAGGGACCUGGGGACAGGCUACAGCGGGUGGCAGGUGAUUGAUUCGACCCCACAGGAGCGGAGCCAAGGGAUCUACCAAUGUGGGCCAGCCUCGGUCGUGGCCAUCAAGCAAGGAGACGUCAGGAUGAACUACGACAGCGGCUUCAUCUAUUCGGAGGUGAAUGCCGACAUCUGCCGCUGGGUCUGCUACAGCAACGGGAAACGGGAGAGGGUUUAUUGCGACACCGCCUCCAUUGGCAGGAACAUCAGCACCAAAGCCGUGGGCAGCAACCACCGCGUGGACAUCACCAACAACUACAAGUUCCCUGAAGGCUCUGCUGAGGAACGAAACGUCUACAGGAAAGCCUGUGCUGAGAUGUCCGGAUCUCGUGGUGCCCCAAGACGUGCAAGCACUCUGGAUGCGGCCGCAUCGGAUCUGGUGACUCAUCCAGAACUCUUUGGGAAGUUCAAGCUGGUCCAGCCGCCGGUGUUUGGCAAAGAUGUUCACCUGAUCCUCUCUCUGGCCAACCUGGCCACAGCACCAAAGACGGUCACGGUGAACCUCAGCGUGUCAACCGUCUUGUACACACGCAGGGCUGUCCAGGAGAUCCUGAAGGAAUCCACCACCGUCCAGCUGGGAUCCAAAGAAGAGAAGGAGAUUCCUCUUCGGAUCACUUACGGCCACUACAAAGCAUCCUUGACAGACGAGAAGAAGCUCCUGGUCACGGCCUUGUGUGACGUCCAGGCGGGAGAAAAGCUGCUGGUGGAGAAGGCCCUCACCCUGCAGAGCCCCAGCAUCACCAUCACGCUCCCCCCGAAUCUUGUGGCCAACCGACUGGCCACGGCGGAGAUCUCGUACGCCAACCCGCUCCCGGAGCCCGUGGACGACUGUGCGCUCUUGGUGACGCUGAUGGGCCAAGGUGUCAAAAUCAACGUGGCUGGACUGGCGCCUGGGGAGCAGUCCAAGAUCUACUUUGAGUUCACUCCGUGCAGCGCUGGCACCAUGCAGCUCCACGUGGACUUCUCCUGCAACAAGUUCCAGCACGUGAAGAGUUUUGUGGUGAUGAACGUGGCCCCGGAGUCCGACGCCCCUUGAUCCCGCCUGGUCCAGUCCUGCCCGGCCCGGCCCCCCCAUUAAACGUGUUCC
Molecule: messenger RNA, 2094 nt
Organism: Pogona vitticeps (central bearded dragon)
Lineage: Eukaryota; Metazoa; Chordata; Lepidosauria; Squamata; Agamidae
Source: RefSeq, a predicted model, not a curated record